Messenger RNA from Kogia breviceps (pygmy sperm whale), 3391 nucleotides. The record is from RefSeq and is a predicted model, not a curated record. Lineage: Eukaryota; Metazoa; Chordata; Mammalia; Artiodactyla; Physeteridae.
UGCGAGUGCCACGAGUGGAUGUGCGAGACCUACGACGGGAGCACCUGUGCAGUGAUCACACAUGGACACGUAUGUUAAAGACUGUUAAGUUGGAUAUCGCUUCCCCAACCCUCCCUUUCUGAUUCUAUGGUACCGUGGUCCUCUCCCACGUCCUUCCCUCUCAUCCAGUGAAGAUCCUUUGGCGGCAGCUUCCCGCCCUAUCCUGAACAGAGGUUAAAAACCUAGAGAUGUGCAUGGAAGAGUGAAGAAACAGGGUCUCUGCUAUAAGAGUGGACAAUCAGGGGAGUUGGAUUAACGAGCUUCUGGAUCACCAUCGCCAGGCUGGGUCUGGAGAGCCAGGGCAGCCAAGGGCGCGUGGCGGAGGGCAACACCCUACCGUGGGAAAGGCCCUGGAAACUGCCUUUGCAGUUGGGAGGUCUGAUGCAGAGGGAAGAGAGAGGGAGACUUGGCUUUACAGGAUGGAGGGAGCUAGAAUGGAGCCCAUUGGAUAAAGUGGUCUUCUGGGCUCUUACCAAAAAAAAUGUUCUCUACCUGAGACCUCAUAUGACUUCCACUGGGAGCUGUCUCCACUUUCAACUUCCAUUUCCUUUGAAAUUCCCCUGGCUGGCCUUAGGUUCCACAUGUGCAGAUGAGAAGUCUCUUGCAUGAAGCCUGGUCAUUGUAUUUCCUUUGCAGAUGCCACGGUGUGUGUGACUGUGGAAAGUGCAGAUGUGAGGGAGGAUGGUCUGGGGACGCUUGCCAGUACCCGAAGACCUGUGACCUGACGAAGAAACAGAGCAACCAAAUGUGCAAGAAUUCUCAAGAUAUCAUCUGCUCUAAUGCAGGUACAUGUCACUGUGGCAGGUGUAAGUGUGAUAAUUCAGAUGGAAAUGGACUCGUUUAUGGUAAAUUUUGUGAGUGUGAUGAUAGAGAAUGCAUAGAUGAUGAAACAGAAGAAAUAUGUGGAGGCCACGGAAAGUGUUACUGUGGAAACUGUUACUGCCAGGCUGGUUGGCAUGGAGAUAAAUGCGAAUUCCAGUGUGACAUCACCCCCUGGGAGAGCAAGCGAAGAUGCACGUCUCCAGAUAGCAGAGUCUGCAGUAACAGAGGGAUUUGUGUGUGUGGUGAAUGUUCUUGCCAUGAUGUUGACCCGACUGGAGACUGGGGGGAUGUUCAUGGGGACACCUGUGAGUGUGAUGAAAGGGACUGCAAGACUGUCUAUGACAGAUACUCUGAUGACUUCUGUUCCGGUCAUGGGCAGUGUAACUGUGGAAGAUGUGACUGCAAAGUAGGCUGGCAUGGGAAAAAGUGCGAGCACCCACGUUCCUGCCCGCUGUCAGCUGAGGAGAGUAUCAAGAAAUGCCAGGGAAGCUCUGCUCUGCCUUGCUCUGGAAGGGGUAAGUGUGAGUGCGGUGAAUGCACCUGCUACCCUCCGGGAGGCGGCAGGGUUUACGGCAAGACGUGUGAGUGUGACGAUCGCCGCUGCGAAGACUUGGACGGCGUGGUCUGUGGAGGCCACGGCACGUGUUCCUGUGGUCGCUGCGUUUGCGGGACAGGAUGGUUCGGGAAGCUGUGCCAGCAUCCGCGCAAGUGUAACCUGACGGAGGAACAGAGCAGGAGCCUGUGCGAAUCGGCAGAUGGCGAACUGUGCUCGGGGAAGGGUUCCUGUCACUGUGGGAAGUGCAUUUGUUCCGCCGAAGAAUGGUAUAUUUCGGGAGAAUUCUGCGACUGUGAUGACAGAGACUGCGACAGACACGAUGGUCUCAUUUGCACAGGGAAUGGGAUCUGUAGCUGUGGAAACUGUGAAUGCUGGGAUGGAUGGAACGGAAAUGCAUGUGAAAUCUGGCUCGGCACAGAAUAUCCUUAACGUGGCAGAGAACUGGAUUCUUCUUUUUCUAGGCCGUUAGAACACAUAAAUGCAGAGGGAACCAUAUAUAAUCAUCAGUAGGACAGGUCAGACAGACCAUUGUAUGUUUUUCUAUUUCUGAACGCCUCAGUGAAAUCUGGGUACCCAUUAAAAAUGAGUUAAGCAAAUUCUGAUGUAAAUAAUGCCAGAAAGAUUUUUUUUCUACCUUAAUUUACAUCAGUGGUUCUCAACAAGGGCAACUUUACCACCCAGAAGACAUUUGGCCAUGUCUACAGACAAAUUUCAUUGUCCCCCUGGGUGGGGUGGGAGGGCAUGCUGUGGGCAUCUGGUGGGUGGAGGCCAGGGAUGCUGCAAACAUCCUCUGGUGCAGGACAGCCUCCCACAGCAAUGAAUUAUGUGACUUCAACUAUCAGUGGUGCCUGAGCUGAGAAACACUGAGUUACACGGUUGUUGGAAGUGCACACCCCUGUGCAAGAAAGACCAUACUGGAGUCUAAGGAAAAGCUAUAUCCUCACAUACAUCCAUUGACCAUAUUUUGCCAGUAUUUCCAUAUGGAGACAUGAGGUAUGUGGUAUACAAACACACAUGGGGUAGGGGAGCAGGCAGAAACUACAUCACCGGUGCUUUUGAAAAAAAAACCAAACAAACUGGUCAUUUUAGCCAUUAAGUCAUUUGUCAUUUGUCUAGUCCCACUUUAAAUUCACACAAGGGACUUCCCUGGCGGUCCAGUAGUUAAACUUCGCCUUCCAAUGCAGGGGGUGCAGGUUCGGUCCCUGGUCGGGGAGCUAAGAUCCCACAUGCCUCGCGGCCAAAAAACAAAACAAAACAUAAAACAGAAGCAAUAUUGUAACAGAUUCAAUAAAGACUUUACAAAUGGUCCACAUCAAAAAAAAAUCUUUAAAAAAUAUUAAAAAUAAACUCACACAAAAAAAGACUCUUAAGGAAGAUAUGAAAAAUGCAAAAUUUGACAUUUUUAAUAAAUGGUGACAUAAGUUGCUUAUAUUCUGUGUCAGUAUAUAUUUGCCUACUGAGGAUUAACCCAAAAAAUGAAUUUUUAUUCAGGGGUAUCUAUUUUCUGUUUCUAGAACAUUUUUAAAAACUGGGCAAGGGUUACAUAUACAAGAAAUACGAUUUUUUUACUGUUUACUCCAUGGUAACUUGCCUUUUAAAAAGACAACAUAUAGUUAGAUAUACGAUGGGCCUGAAAUACACAUUCACUUCUCUUAAAAGAUUCUUAUUUAUAAGGAUACAUGACUUACUGGAAAAGUAGGGACAUGCAAAGAAAUCAAGAAGAGAUACUAUAAUAAAAAGUCUCAAAAGCUCAGAGGAUUUUUUAAAAAUCCAGAAAUGGCUGAAAUAGAAAUUACAAAUAUUCAGUCAAUAAUAAGAACAAAAUGUUUAUUUUCUUAAUGGUGAAAUUCUGCUCUGUAUGAAAUUCACAUUGCAUUAUGAAAAUGUACAAUAAUUUGGACUUCCCUUACAUAUUUACAGUUAAGUCUACGUAUACACAUUAGUUUAGGCAACCUUUAAUUAUUUAGAGCUAAU